Dissoconium aciculare CBS 342.82 is the source of this 966-nucleotide messenger RNA. RefSeq lists its product as uncharacterized. NCBI's taxonomy places the organism in Eukaryota, Fungi, Ascomycota, Dothideomycetes, Mycosphaerellales, Dissoconiaceae. The coding region runs from base 204 to 800 and encodes 198 amino acids. The transcript is spliced from 2 exons. The record is from RefSeq and is a predicted model, not a curated record.
UGGUCUGAAUGGGUAUUGAUCGGUCACUUGCAAAGGUUAUAUGCGGCGGACUAAUACGGGCCUAGGUCUCUGAUGCAGUUGAGGAUCAGGUCGUGUACGUCGCCAACGAUAACGUGCAGUGGUAGCAGCUGUGCUGAACCAAGAUCAGAUUUGCCUCUACCAAAUCGCUGCUUGAUUUGCCCAUCGCCACGCGAGAGAGUGUUAUGAACAGGCUCGGCCUCCCGAGGUACUUACUAGAGCAGACGUAUCUAGAGUCGAACGGCUUUGUCGGACAUGAUGUCCAGCAUAAUUCAGAGGGGCAGCUGCAUGCCUACAUGCACUGGUGUCGAUUUAUUGUCAAACAGACGUUCGAAAGUCUGGCCCCGAAGAGGACCUUCACUCCUUACGUUUCGCACAAUGGCAAAAGUGAUGGUGACGCCAGCGUAUACCCCGAUCUGCAUGGACCACAGACUAUCCAAUACGGCUGGGAAUGGCACAAGAUGUGGUUUUUUGCUCGCUGGGAAUUAUCAGGCGCAAGAACAUUCGUGUGUUUCAAUCUACCGCCACGCACGUCCGAAUACAUUCAAGCAGAGCUCGUCCACCGGAACGUUCACGACCUGUCGUAUCAAGAUUCGCCAUACUGCACUCUAGCCAUUGUCGUGGAGGGCGUCAUGCGGGUAUAUAACGAAUCCGUGUGGUCGAUCCGGAAUCUAGUCAGUCAACGCGAGGCAGUGAGUCGUUCAUCACAAGUAAGUCGUCUGCGGCUCGAGCUGACCGUGACAGAGAAGAGCUCACGACGUCGACUACGCCAUCCUGCAUGAGAUCGCGCGGCAUAGCACGCAUGUUGCCGAGACGUUGACCGUAGCGACGCGGACCGUCGAUUCAAUCUGUUCACAACACUCACGAUCCCGCCUCUGGCUUCGUAAUUUCAGCGACUCGCCUCGCGAUAUUGGAAAGACUUCUGACGUCUGGGACGGCAUCAAAGAG